GCGUAUACAGAAUUAUAUCCUAUUCAUAAUUUUUUGAAUGAAAAAAUUUUAUUUUCUUGCAUCUGGCAGCACUGCCUUGCUAUUGUUGCAAACAUUUGCACUGAUUUGGGCAUUUGGGUAAUGACCUUGACUAUUCACAAAAAGCAUCGUAUGGGCUAUUCUAUUUUGUGCACAUAUCCUAUUCUCUACUAGUAAAUAAUUAUGGUUUGUCCGGUUUUUACAAUGGUUUUAAUUUAUAUAAAUUUUAAUCUAAUUUUUUUUGUAUCUGUCCUAUAAGAUGACCCUGGAUUUUGGGGGCCUUCUUUUGAUUCAUCUUAUCUGCAGAAAUUUACAGUAUUUAACUUUGUUCAUCUAUCAGAAUUAUCUUUCAAAACUUACAGUAAUUUCAUAAACAUUAGGAAGCACAGUAUUUUGCUGAUAUCAUUAAGCGUAUGCCAAUUAAUUUAUAGUUUGUCAUCUGUUUGAAUGGUCUUGAUAUACUGUAUUUCAAAAAACUGGUUAUUUAAUUUUAAUUAUAUCCGACUCACCAAAUAAACCAUAUCCAGUUCAUAAGCCAGCAGAAAAAUUCUUUCUACGAAUGUUUUCGUCUAUAUGUAAUAGACAUCCUCAGGUAUUGACGAUAUUGAACUAACGGCUAGUCGAAUAGAACGUUUUUGAAAGUUGCAUUUAACGACGUAAUUCGAAUAUGAUGUGUUAAAAUUAAAAUAUGUAAAAUAUUUAAAACAUAUCCGAAUAAAUAAUCAAUUGAUUUCACGUAGAUCAUGACGUAAAUAUCCUUCGUAAUUUAAAAUAUCUUCAAUGCACGUUUUAAUCAUUGGGAUUUUGGUCUUGAUUUUGGAAGAAAUAGUAGUUUGUCAUCAGUCAUUUAAAAUUUAUUUUGCAUUCAAUUGUUCAACAACAUUUGUAAUCUCAGCUUCUUGAAUGAUAAUUAUCUUGCAAAUUAUUGUCUAUAUUUGAUCACUCAAAGUUUCUGUAAACAAUUUUUCAAAUAAAUAAGACCUACUUGAACCUUUAACCGAUGUGUAUAGAAAUUAAUCUUUCCAAUACGAACGUUUUCUUAACCCCUUCUGGGCUCUUCUUCAGGUAUAGCUGGAUUGAACAUCAAACGAAAAAUUUGAAUACAUCCGAACGCUGCUGAGAUAAAGCCAGAAUAUUAGUGAUUAUGAAGCGGGAAACUUAUGAGAGGGGCCUUUCUGAGUACCUAGAAGCAACAAGAUGCAAUGAAGUUGAAAAUAAUAUGAUUGAUAAGUUACAGUCAAGAGUUAAAAGGUUCGCUUCUACGAAGUUGGCUACCAGGUUAAAUAUGAAGAACAUUAUAAUGGAUGCGCCUAAUGCCCCUAAAUUAUUUGCCUUUGCCAAAACACAUAAAGAAGGGCAACAGUUAUGCCCUGUGGUGGAUAAGGUCAAAGCUCCCACACGAAAACUUGAAGAAGAGGUACAUAACAUCCUUACUCCACAUGUUGAAGGCUACCAAUUUUCCAUCACCAACACAGUGGAUUUAAUAGAGCAAUUCAGGGUAAUCACAUCCCCGUCUUGUAUCACAGUAUUGGAUUUUAGAUCCUUAUACCCUUCGAUUGAAAUUCCUCCAUGCUUCUGCGCUCUAAGGGACUUUCUCUUUAAAAAAGUGGACACCAAUGAACUUCACCAUCAAGUACUAGAAUUGGCCGAUUUAAUUUGUUACAACUCCGUUUUUCAAUUUAGAGGGGUGAUGUACUCGCAAACAAGAGGUGUCCCCAUGGGCAGUUCUGUCUCCGGGGAUUUAUGUGAACUAGUUAUUAGGCAAUUGGAGAACAGGACACUGCCUAAUUUCCUCCAAGACAUUAUCCUUUAUAAAAGGUAUGUCGAUGACAUCAUUAUCUUAUGGAGGACAACUCCCAACCUAACCCGCUUUCUAGAAGAAAUGAAUGAGAACCCAUAUGGAUUGUCACUAGAGAUUGAACAACAUAGUAACAGCAGAAUCCAUUUCCGGAAUUUGGAUAUAAGUUUUGAGGAUUCCAUCAUACGCACAUCUGUUUACCGCAAACUGUCUAAUCUAUCGGCGUACAUACCGUUUAACUCGUGAUCCCGUUCAAUACAAGAUGGCGGCCUUCAGGGCAUUGGUUAAACGGGCUUACACGCACUCUUCUACCCAACAGGCGCUAACGGAGGAGUUAAAAUACUUGGAAGGCAUUGCUAGAGCCCAUGGUUACCGCAAUAUUAUACAUAAAAUCUCGGAGGGCUAUAAACAACCACAGGCUUCUUCCAACACUACAAUGACCACGCCAAAUACUAGCAAGACGAUGGAAAAUGAAAGGAUACCUAUCAGGUUCAACCCUUUAAGACUGGUAUACAUGGUAAGGAAAUCCUCAAAGGAUGUGCUUAACAGACGAAAAAAACUCGGAUAUAACUGGCUGGAUCAAACAUAGUAAUUUACAAAACUUAUUAAAAUAUCUCCCAACGUAUAAAGAAUUAUUUUUAUUUAAAAAUGGAUAGAUAGAAAAAAAAAUCACGGUUAAUCCUCAAAGGACUUCCUUACCGUGUAUAACAGCCUUUAUUGAGGUCUUUAUACAACACCAUCGCAAAAGAACGAAAAGUUGCCCUGACAUACAGAAGAUGCAGCACCUUGUUCGAUAUCCUGCACAACGAAAAGGACCAAUCCAGGGUGGAGAAACUAUCAGGCGUCUACACAAUCCCGCUAAGAGAUAACCGGUUUAACAGGGAUCCAGUAUAUGUAGGAUCGACUAAACGUUCGUUAGGGGUUAGG
Molecule: messenger RNA, 2743 nt
Organism: Centruroides sculpturatus (bark scorpion)
Lineage: Eukaryota; Metazoa; Arthropoda; Arachnida; Scorpiones; Buthidae
Product: telomerase reverse transcriptase-like
Exons: 2
Coding region: 1163-2062 (299 amino acids)
Source: RefSeq, a predicted model, not a curated record